CAGGAGAAUUCAGUCGGGGUGACGUCUAACUUCGUUCGCUUGCGGUUUCGAUCAAUUUCUUGCAAUCAAUUCAAAAAUGGCCACAGUCGCAGGAAAGAUGGAUGUCGACUAUGCUAUCAAGCCCGAGGCUGUUACGCCCGCCAUCCCGACCUCAGAAUGGCCGUUGUUGUUAAAGAACUAUGAUAAACUGCUCGUCAGAACUGGUCAUUUCACCCCGAUCCCAGCCGGUUGCACACCGCUGAAGCGCGACUUGAAGUCAUAUAUUAGUUCUGGAGUUAUUAACCUUGACAAGCCGUCAAAUCCAUCUAGUCAUGAGGUUGUGGCAUGGAUGAAAAGGAUAUUGAGAGUUGAAAAGACCGGUCACAGCGGAACCCUCGACCCAAAGGUCACUGGUUGUCUAAUUGUCUGCAUUGACCGUGCGACACGCCUUGUCAAAUCCCAGCAAGGCGCUGGAAAGGAGUACGUGUGCGUGAUCCGUUUACACGAUAAAAUCCCUGGCGGCGAAGCGCAGUUUGCCCGCGCCCUCGAGACGUUGACGGGUGCACUCUUCCAACGCCCGCCCCUCAUCUCCGCUGUCAAACGACAGCUGCGUAUCCGCACGAUUCACGAGAGCAAGUUAUAUGAGUUUGACAACGACAGGCAUCUGGGUGUGUUCUGGGUGAGCUGUGAAGCGGGGACGUAUAUUCGGACGCUCUGUGUUCAUCUGGGACUGUUACUGGGUGUUGGUGCACAUAUGCAGGAGCUGCGAAGAGUAAGGAGCGGAGCAAUGGAUGAGAAGGAUGGAAUGGUCACGUUACAUGAUGUGCUUGACGCGCAAUGGAUGAUGGAUAAUAACCGUGACGAAUCGUAUCUGCGGCGGGUUAUUCGGCCGCUGGAGAGCUUGCUCACCUCGUACAAGCGCAUCGUGGUGAAGGAUAGCGCUGUUAAUGCUGUGUGCUAUGGUGCUAAGCUUAUGAUUCCUGGGUUGUUGCGAUUUGAAUCUGGAAUUGAGAUCCAUGAAGAAGUCGUCCUCAUGACCACCAAGGGUGAGGCUAUUGCCAUCGCUAUCGCACAAAUGUCCACUGUUGAGCUCUCGACCUGCGACCACGGUGUCGUGGCUAAGGUGAAGCGUUGUAUCAUGGAGCGUGAUCUCUACCCCCGCAAAUGGGGUUUGGGUCCUGUUGCUUUGGAAAAGAAAAAGCUCAAGUCUGAUGGCAAGCUUGAUAAAUACGGCCGACCGAACGAGAAAACCCCUGCAAAAUGGAAUUCUGAGUACAAAGAUUUCAACGCUCCAUUAGAUAGUGGUGCUGCAGCAGCUUCUACCGCUUCUGUUCCAACUCCUGCUCCACCCGCUGUCUCUAAGGAAGCAGCCCCAACUCCACAAGUCAACGGAAACGCGCCAGCUGCUGAAGAAGACGAUGAGAAGAAGCGAAAGCGACACGUGGGCGAAACUCCAGAGGAGCGAGCAGAGCGGAAACGUAGAAAGAAGGAGAAGAAGGAGAAAAAAGAAAAAAGAAAAUCGAAGCAAGCGGCAAAAAGUGACGAUGAUAGCGAGUAA
Messenger RNA from Histoplasma capsulatum G186AR, 1537 nucleotides. RefSeq names its product centromere/microtubule binding protein CBF5. Gene Ontology annotation, molecular function: pseudouridine synthase activity; RNA binding. The record is from RefSeq and is a predicted model, not a curated record. Gene Ontology annotation, biological process: rRNA pseudouridine synthesis; box H/ACA sno(s)RNA 3'-end processing; snRNA pseudouridine synthesis. The transcript has 5 exons. Gene Ontology annotation, cellular component: box H/ACA snoRNP complex. Bases 77 to 1537 code for a protein of 486 amino acids. NCBI's taxonomy places the organism in Eukaryota, Fungi, Ascomycota, Eurotiomycetes, Onygenales, Ajellomycetaceae.